Molecule: messenger RNA, 2650 nt
Organism: Aspergillus steynii IBT 23096
Lineage: Eukaryota; Fungi; Ascomycota; Eurotiomycetes; Eurotiales; Aspergillaceae
Exons: 4
Coding region: 69-2540 (823 amino acids)
Source: RefSeq, a predicted model, not a curated record
AUUUCCACGUCGUCCGGCCAUAAUGCUUUCUUGAGUUCUGGGGAUGAACUCCAUCACACUGCUACGCGAUGGGGCGACAAGCGUAUUUGAAUCGACUGGCUCUGGGCCGGUCCCCAUAUGAAGCUCCGGAGCGUCCCCAAGGGCCUACCGCAGAGCUUGCUCAUCCUGCCCAGCGAAGGAGAUCAGCUUUGCAUGCGGAUGAUUAUGUCCAACAUUAUGAUGAAAGAGGUCAUCCCGUCAACCCCGAAUCAAAAGUCUUCGGUAGACAGCUUCGACGAGCUAAAAACGACAUUCUUUCAACUAUGGGAAUCGUCGUCAGUGAAGAUGGAACCGCCAGUGGCCCUACUGAACAACAGAGAGCCGACAUGCUAGCCGCCGAGAAUGAUUACGGAUUGGUUAUGGCUACUAUAGACCAGGUUUCGGUCUUUCUCGGCGGGUGGUGGGCAUCGUCACUCGCAGGCCGGAUACAAACCUUCAAAAGCUACACGCACGCUCCUUUGUCGGGAAUCAUCAGUUAUGAGCGUGCAUUCCUUGGUGUCCCUAGGUUUUAUUUCGCAGGGAUUCCGGCCUGGGCUAUGUCGACAUGCCUGUCUAUCUGCAGACAUCAUCCGCUGGAGCGUCUAAUUUCAUUGGUACAAAGCCAAUUUCCGGAUGAUGACUUAUUGUCCAAGACUGUCCGCGCGUCUUUUAACGUCUUACAUUCUGCGACGAGAGGAACGCUGCUUGUUUUAGCUGUACAGACAUACAUGUUUUCUUUAUUGCAGUCACUUCAUCUUGUGCCUUCAUCAUUUUUCCCAGCAGCUAGAUUUCUCAUUCCGUUCGGUGACAUGGCCGCUAUUCAGUUCCCGUCCUUGCCUACGGACUUCUCACUUCAGUCACUUGGUGAAUAUUGUUUGACCUUGGCAAAGGCACCUUCGCUCUUGCUCUAUGCCUAUAUGUACCUGCGCCCGGUCAUAGAAAUACGGCUCUAUCGGUUAAUACGCAGGCGGUUACCCAAGCCUACUCUGGCCGAUGAGCUUUCCAUCAAAGUGGCGACUGACAACGACCUUAUCGACUGGAUGGUUCCAACGCUGGGGCGCAGAUCCGAGGAGGAAAACCGUCGGAAUAACAUGUCUUUUGGCGAAGACAUAAUGUAUGAAGUGAACUUCUUGCGCAGAUGGGUUCUGUCCUGGUUUGGUUUCAAAUCACAACGGGCACCACGCGCAUCAGAGCAAGUAGUGGAUGCACGACGCAGGCGAGAAUGGCUCGAAUCCUUACCACUGAGCGUGGAGCAACUGUCAAAUGAACGACAGACUAGGGCCCGGCAGCUACAACUCCAGUCGACAGUUCCGCCUCCCCCAGAAGAAGUGAUCCGUGCUCACGCAGCUGCUUCUGGAACGCCUGCAGCCGAUCUGGGUGAUAUCGGCAGCAAUCGAGUCUUGCCCAGCGAAGAAAAUCCGAUCUCUCAAUCACCCGCAGAAAUGAGUGCUGGAGAAUUCCCUGACCUGGCUCCCCUGGACCGAGUGAAUGCUGUGUCUCCCGCUAAUGGCACACCUGCCCCUGUGGAUGAUGCAGAGGAUAACCACCGGGAACAUGCCUCUGAAAGCCGGCGGAGCUCUCGCUCCAAUACUUUGUUCUCCCGACCAUCAUCUCCUGCUACAUCCUCUCCGACCUCACCUCGUGUUCGGGCUUCCUUGAUUCAUCAGAACUCCGAUGUUAUCACAAUGCAACUAGAACUUUUGGGGAACCGAAAUACACCAAACAAUGGCCAGCUUAUUACGAGGGCAGCGGUUGAUGCUGACCAGGCCAAUGCUACUGGUAUACCAACUGGCCGCCGGUCAUUCUCGGACCUUUUGGAUGCUCUUUUGGCCAACCAAGGUCAGAACAUCACCGCCAUUGUCAACCCUGAUACAGUUGACAGUGAUGGGCUUUCUAAUCUUACCGCCGCUAUUUCACCCGAAGGCGGAGAAAGCCCACUGGCCAUUUCACCCCAUCAGAUAAACCCGAGGGCUGAGACCCCAGGCAAUGGUCCAGAGCCAGUGUCGACACUAGCCAGCAUCUUGCCGGACAGUGUCGAGGAGCCAGGCCCAGAAGAUAACCAUGACGGGAUCCCUGACCCGGAACCCCUUGAAAAUGAUUUUGAUUCAGAAAUAUACCCGCGGAUUUCUGACCCCAACGUUCGCGAGCAAACAGCCGCCAGCACUUCCUCUUCGAUCGCUCACCGAGUUACGAUCCUUUCUUCGCACCCCGUUGAUUCCCUCGCGUCUCAUCUUGCAACCAUGAUCACCGGCGUGCUUUUUCUCCCGCUUGAAUCACUCUACCUGCGUUCGGUUGCUUCCGCCUUUCUGUCAUCCAUAGAAUCCCCUCCUGGACUGAGCUCUGACGUUCGUGAUUUGGGUGCAUGGGGCGGCGGUGGCUCGCGAGCUGAUAUUGCAGCCUACAUGGGGAAAAUGGUCCUGAUGCUAGGCAUGCAAGCCGCUGUGAAUGCUAGCGUUUGGGGCAUCGUUUCCGGUGCAGCUAUUAAAAUCGGAAGGAAGUUUUGUGGCUGGGGCACUCUAUGAGUCUGUGUAGUCUAGAAACUGUCGACUACUGAGGGACAUAAGUUAUAGAUCAAAUUAGUCGACGAUAGCGGCAAGGGGAAAUUUUGCCUAUUGUACCUAAGCAUGAGCUG